Messenger RNA from Arachis stenosperma, 2271 nucleotides. RefSeq lists its product as uncharacterized. The coding region runs from base 1 to 2271 and encodes 756 amino acids. Gene Ontology annotation, biological process: DNA transposition. The record is from RefSeq and is a predicted model, not a curated record. Gene Ontology annotation, molecular function: zinc ion binding; transposase activity; DNA binding. The transcript is spliced from 7 exons. NCBI's taxonomy places the organism in Eukaryota, Viridiplantae, Streptophyta, Magnoliopsida, Fabales, Fabaceae.
AUGGCAAUGUUCAAGCAAGCACUUAAGGAUUACUUUGUAUAUGAGGGAAAAGAGCUUAUGUAUUUGAAGAAUGAGCCAAAGAGGAUUAGAGCAAGGUGUGCUGAGGAAGGUUGUCCAUGGCUGGUGUUUUGCUCUCAUAAUAGUCAGAGUCUCAGUUUUCAAAUCAAGACAUUCAUUGGAGAGCAUAACUGUGGUAGGAAUUUGAGCAGCAACAUGGCUGAUAGAUCUUGGGUGACAAGUAAGCUGGUAAAAAGGUUGGUAACUCAACCUCUGAUGACUCCGAAAGAGGCACUAGAGCACAUGAAGCAGGACUAUAAUGUCCAUAUAAAUUAUAGGAUGAUAUACAGAGCCUUGAAAGCUGCUAGAGAGCAAGUAAUUGGAAAGGAGCGAGAACAAUAUGGAAAGCUGCAUGACUACUUAAAUGAAAUUCACAGAAGCAAUCCUGGAUCCACUGGUAUGGUUGAUGUCAUUCCUCAACCGGAGGGUCGUCCACUCUUCAAUAGGUUGUACAUUUCACUGGAUGCUUGUAAGAAAGGAUUCAAGGCGGGCUGUCGCCCUCUGAUUAGAUUGGAUGGAUGCUUCUUAAAAGGGUACUUCGGAGGUCAUCUGUUGUCAGCUGUGGGGCAGGAUGCUAAUAAUAGUUUCUUUGUUAUAGCUUUUUCUGUAGUUGAAGCUGAGAACACUGAUUCCUGGAAAUUGUUUCUUUCAAUCCUGCAUGAUGAUCUUGGUUCUGUGGGAGCCAAUGGGUGGAACUUCAUGUCUGACCAGCAGAAGGGUUUGGCUAAGGCAUUGCAUGAGGUAAUGCCACAAGCCCAUCAUAGGAAUUGUGUCUUACAUAUAUGGAAAAAUUUCAUCAAGCACUUUAAGAACAAGCACACAAAAGGGCUGGUUUGGAAGGCUGCUAAGAGCACAACAAUGAGGGAAUUCAAAGACUCAAUGGAACUUGUGAAGAAGGUGAACACAGCUGCUUGGGAGUAUCUACGGAAGUUUGAUCCUGGUUCAUGGACGAAGGCUUACUUUAGCCAUGGCCCGAAGUGUGACAACAUCACCAAUAACAUGUGCGAAGUUUGGAAUGCCAAGAUCGUGGAGUAUAGAGAGAAACCAAUUUUAACUAUGUGCGAGGAGCUUCGAAGUUACAUAAUGCGAAAGAUGGCAGGGCACAAGCACAGAAUAAGCAAAUGCAAGGGUAAAUUGGCUCCAGUUCAACAACUAAGGCUGGAUGAGUACAUCAUUCCUGAGAGCAAUAAGUGGACAGUAGAGUGGGCUGGGGAUGAGGCAAGGGUAUUGUUUGAAGUUCAGAGGUACCAGACCAGAGUGGCUGUCAAUUUACAAAGACAUACAUGUGCUUGCAACGUUUGGCAACUAACAGGGUUACCUUGCAAGCAUGCAGUAGCUGCUAUCUCAAGGUUAAGGAAACAAGGGCUGAAACCAAAGGAUUUUGCACAUAAAUGGCUUACAAUGGAAGCUGUUCGGGCUACUUAUGGGGACUCCAUUAAACCAAUGAAUUCUGAGGAGUUUUGGGAAGAAACAAACAGGCUGCGUCCAAAGGCACCAAUCAUUAGGAGACCCCCAGGGAGACCAACCAAAAAAAGGGCUGUUGAUGUGGUGGCUGAGUCACAAAUGCAGCAGCAAGGUCACAAGGUGAGGAAGUCUUUCCAAGUCACGUGCAGUAAAUGUGGGCAAAAGAGACACGACCACAUGACUUGCAAAGGAGCUCCUGCAAAUCCGAAUUGGCAGCCAAAACGAAAGAAGGCCGGGGAAGGAGUUAGAAGCAAUGUUCCCCAAAAUGUUACUGCCCCAUCUAUUGAUCCAGUGGGUAAAGCAAAAAGGCAAAAGAAAAAAGCCCCUAAGACCUCUAACACUCACUCAGUCCAACAAGAGACAAGGGUUGACACUCAAUCUUCACACCCUGCCCAACCACCAGUAGACGGUGUGGACUCCAAUAUUGAGCCCUCAAACCCUGCUACCCCAACUGCACUCCCCCAGGUGCCAAAUUUCAGGCCCAAGCAAGCUAUAACUAGACCUCCAGUACCUACAGUGCACCACUCUCAACAGCAGGCCACAGCCCCAAUAGUUCAGCCACCUCUACAGCAAGCAACAACCCCAAACUCACAACCAUCAACUCAGCAACAACUUCCACUUGAAGGAGUGAGUUAUCUUGGGUUCAGUCUUUACAUUAUAACAAAGAAAAAUUCACAUUCAUUUCAUUUAGAAUCUACAAUUACAAAGCAAAUUAACACAAAUCUCAACAGAUAUCCAUGCAUCACUUAA